GAUCGCUGUCAACUUGUUGUAAACAAACGCUCCUAAAGUUUCUUUUAUUUGUGUUGCCCAUCGGACGGCUGAAGGCACCUAAAGUUAUUCGCUAUUGCUAGAUUACACUAGAAAUAGUUGUUUUUAAAAAACAACAAUAAUUAAACAGUUCAAGUAUGUCCAGUACACCCGCAUCCGAACGGCUUCACUCGAGGGACUCACUGUCGAAGGAGGCACUGGCAGCAAUCAAGAAAGUUUUCAAGCGGGAGCAAGGAGGACCUUCGAAGUGCCGGAUUUGUGGUAAUCAACUAAAAGUCGACAAAUUUAGCAAUUUAAAACGGCACAUGCAAAACCUGCACCAGCGUGAAUAUGCGGAAAUACUGGUAGCAAGUGGUAGCAACAUCGAAGAGAUGAAGAUAGCUUCUUUUGCGCCAGUUACUUUCGAUCAAAACUUUCUGGCCGAGUGCUGCGUCAAGAUGGUCACCGUAGGGGGGCUUCCGUUUGGUGUGUUGGAACGGCCAGGUAUAGCAGAUUUGCUCGGCUUCAGAAUACAACGUCAGACUGUUCUCCAUAGUAUUUCGUUAACAGUGGAAGCCUUUCGAGAGAAAAUCAUAGAUGAGCUUAAAGGUCAGAUCAUAUGUGUCAAACUGGACACUGUAACAAGAGCAGGACAAAGCGUUGUGACCGUCUUUUCACAGCUUCUACGCGCAGGGAAAUUCGAGAUGAGAACGUUGGCUGCCUAUGAUCUUGAUUUUGCAACCCCAGCUGAGGAGAUGAAAGCUAAAGUCAUCGAAACGCUAGGUGAUUUUGGUGUUGAUGCAAGCCAAAUAUAUGCAAUUACUACGGAUAACGGAAUAAACUAUCCGAUUGCUACGCAACUUGUGUACAAUGCUAAACGUGAUGCUUUGCUGUCUGUUGAUAAUGGUAUCAGUUUUGAUGACGAGGACGUUGGUUUUAGUGGCGAAACAGACCAACUAGAAGCCGGCGAUUAUCUCGAAGGGAAUACUAAAGAAGAAGAUGCUCUCAGUGUGAUUACGCAUGCUAUUGAUGAAGGCGUAAUAUGUGCUGCGAAUGCGUUCCAUUGUUGCGCACAUGAUGCCAUUAGGUCCCUGAAACUAAAGAAACAAUUAGACGAGAUUCGAAUUGUGGUUAAUUACCUGCGUACAGAGGAACUUCGAAAGUUGUUCGUACGUAACCACCUGUCCAUCCCAAAGCUUGAACCCGAAAUCAGAUGGAAUUCCGUAUUUUCCAUGCUGUCACAGCUGAUUGACCAAAAGCUGUUCAUCAACGAGUUGAUGGAUGAAAAUGAUGAACCCAUGUUAACUGCGGAGCAUUGGACAUUCAUUGAAAAAUUUGUCGAAGCAUUUGAUCCAUUUCAUUCAGUAACACAUACCCUUCAGGAGGAAAUAAUGACAAUGGGAGAUUUUUAUCUGCUUUGGCUUGAAUGCUUGCUCAGAAUCGAAGAGUUGGCAAAUAACUAUAUCGCGAAAGCAUUGAUCGCUGCCUUGAAUAGUAAACAAGAGCAUUUAUUUGAAAGCCGAUUUUUCCUAGCUGCUCUUUACUUUGAUCCUCGAAUUAAUUACGGUGGCUCCGAGUUGCUCUCCGAGGAGCACAAGUGUAUCGCUAUUGAUCAGAUACUUAAGUUAUGGGAAAAAAUCCGUCACACGGAAUCGAUAGAAGUUUCCGCUCACGCGGAAAAUGGUUCAUCUAAUUCAUGCUCAACGAAUUUCAGACUCGUGGAGGCAAUGCUGCGGAAAAAACAUUCACUCAAAGACUUGGGGCGUAGCGCAGUUGAAAAGAAACUGAAGGAGCUUGCCCUCCAGCCAAGGAUUUCAGCUGAAAGCAAUGUGCUUGUGCACUGGGAACAGCGGAGAAACAGUGAGCCCGAAUUGUAUAAAUUGGCCCAAAUUGUCCUCAGUGUCCCCUGCACGCAGAACACUGCGGAACGUGCGUUCAGCGCGCUUGGUUUUGUGCUUUCGAACCGUCGGCUAAAGCUGAGUAAAAUGACGCUCAGCGAUAUGGUUUUCGUGAAACUAAAUCACGACCUUUUUCAACAAGUCGAAAUCGAUUACAUGAAGUCAAGGUCAAAUUACACCCCGUGACCGAGUCGCAUGUUUAGGUUAGAGUUUUUACGUUAACGAAAUGACCAUAAUAAAUUUUUUAAAUUAUUAUUCGAAUGAAACAAA
Messenger RNA from Wyeomyia smithii (pitcher-plant mosquito), 2165 nucleotides. RefSeq lists its product as uncharacterized. The record is from RefSeq and is a predicted model, not a curated record. Lineage: Eukaryota; Metazoa; Arthropoda; Insecta; Diptera; Culicidae. Gene Ontology annotation, molecular function: protein dimerization activity. The coding region runs from base 156 to 2081 and encodes 641 amino acids. The transcript has 2 exons.